GUGUUGAUAUUAGCAUGGCGAAUAUUUGUGCCUGACGAGUGUGGUAAAAAAAAGAACAAUGAUGACAGGGAUUCGAGUCGGAAGAUCGGUGGCUCAGCAACAGUAGUAGCCGAAACAGCCAGCAGUGCGGGCGCUCCCACAGUUUCUGCGAUGGAUUCUUCAUCAAUUGAAUCGUUGAGAGCACUGCUCGUGACCGAUGCGAUGCCAGAUGAUCGCAACUCGCGCGGCACACAGCAAUUCGCCCCUACCCUUCAGCCUAUACCGCAGUGUUCAGCUUCCACGAGUGUUGACGAUUUUCUGCGAUACUGCAGUGGCAAUCACAACACCGAGCGUUAUUUACUCGCUAUUCCAGAACUCGAGGUUAGCGAAAUGGCAUGA
Gongylonema pulchrum is the source of this 378-nucleotide messenger RNA. NCBI's taxonomy places the organism in Eukaryota, Metazoa, Nematoda, Chromadorea, Rhabditida, Gongylonematidae. The record is from the annotation of a GenBank genome assembly.